AUGGCUCCCUCUACUACCGAAACUAGUCCGACCGACGAGACAGUUCUGACCCUGCGGAAGGUUCUUGUCUCGGAAUCAGAGCCUCUUGCUCGCCGAUUUCGCGCCCUGUUCUCGCUCAAACAUCUGGCCUGCCUCCAGCCUCCCACCGAAAAAACCCUCCCCGCUAUUCAGGCAAUCGCCGCCGCCUUCGCAUCUGGCUCCGCUUUGUUGAAGCAUGAACUCGCCUAUUGUCUUGGUCAAACCCGCAACCCCGAUUCCGUCCCCUAUCUCCAACAAGUCGUGAAGGAUGGCGAAGAAGAUGCAAUGUGCCGCCACGAAGCUGCCGAGGCCUUGGGUGCCUUGGGAUAUGCAGAGAGCCUGGAUAUACUAAAGAAGCUCCGCGAUGAUGAAAAUGAGCCAGAAAUCAUUCGCGAAACUUGCGACAUCGCUGUCGACCGUAUUCUUUGGGAAAAUUCCGAGGAGAGGAAGGCCGAGAAGCUCAAGCCCAGUGACUUUGCCUCCAUUGACCCUGCGCCUCCUAUGCCCUUGCAAGCGAGCGAACCUGAUAUCCCCGAACUCGAGAAGACAUUGCUUGACACGAAGCUCCCAUUGUUCCAAAGAUACCGGGCUAUGUUCGGCCUCCGAGACCUUGCCUCCCCUCCUGAUCUUCCAACCGCGAAGGAUGCCGUGAAUGCACUGGCUAAGGGCCUCAAGGACCCAUCAGCCCUGUUCCGCCACGAGGUCGCCUUCGUUUUUGGCCAGCUCUGCCACCCAGCCUCUAUCCCUUGUCUCACAGAGUGCCUGAGUGAUCUACAAGAGGUCGGUAUGGUGCGUCACGAAGCUGCCGAGGCUCUCGGAAGUCUCGGUGACGAAGACGGUGUUGAGGACACACUCCGCAAGUUCUUGAACGACCCGGAACAAGUAGUGCGCGACAGUGUGAUUGUGGCGCUUGACAUGGCAGAGUUCGAGAAGAAUGGUGAGAUCGAAUAUGCCUUAGUACCAGAUGGAAAAGCUGCUGUGCCGGUGGCAUGA
This is a messenger RNA of Penicillium chermesinum, 1011 nucleotides long. RefSeq names its product deoxyhypusine monooxygenase. The record is from RefSeq and is a predicted model, not a curated record. Gene Ontology annotation, biological process: peptidyl-hypusine biosynthetic process. The transcript has 2 exons. NCBI's taxonomy places the organism in Eukaryota, Fungi, Ascomycota, Eurotiomycetes, Eurotiales, Aspergillaceae. Gene Ontology annotation, molecular function: deoxyhypusine monooxygenase activity. The coding region runs from base 1 to 1011 and encodes 336 amino acids.